This is a messenger RNA of Ogataea philodendri, 1146 nucleotides long. RefSeq lists its product as uncharacterized. The coding region runs from base 1 to 1146 and encodes 381 amino acids. The transcript has a single exon. The record is from RefSeq and is a predicted model, not a curated record. Gene Ontology annotation, molecular function: 3'-5'-RNA exonuclease activity. NCBI's taxonomy places the organism in Eukaryota, Fungi, Ascomycota, Pichiomycetes, Pichiales, Pichiaceae.
AUGAGGCGCAUUUUGAUUCAUUCAAGAGUGGCUGUUUUUGGGCGAUCAUUUUCAACAGAAGUAGAAAACACUAUAACAUCACGAAGAAAUUGGUUUCCCGUCAGCCCUGAUUCAGUUCCAAGCAAAGACACAAUCACGGUAUCGUCCUACAAUCUUUUAUCACAGCAUUACAUGUGGGAAAACGUUUAUGAUCACAUAGCUCCUAAAUAUACCAGCUGGGAAUUUCGCUUGCCUCUAAUAAACCAGAAUAUGUUGGACCUAUGCAGCUUGGUCGACCUUAUGUGCUUUCAAGAGAUGGAGUUCAAAGUAUACACUGAAUGUUGGAAAGAGCUUUUGGGAAAACAAGGAUAUGAGUCUUUGUUCCAAAGAAAACGGGCAUCGAGUUAUUGGAAGAAAAGUCCGGAGGAAAUGGACGGAGUAUCGGUGUUCUACAACACAGAAAAAUUCGAAUUGCUUGAUUGCAAGCCAGUCGACCUGGCCGCUCAUUUCAGUUCCCCCGACUUGUUUAUACAGACAAAGGAUCUACAUGAGCGAGCUGUCAAGCAAAACACAGUUGCAUUGAUAGUUACGUUACGGCAUAAGAGUACUGGAGCGGUCAUAUUCUUAGCAAAUACGCAUCUUUAUUGGUCACCACAAUAUUCAGACGUGAAGCUUUUACAGACAUAUCUACUCGUGGGCCUAAUAAAGCAAACAAUGAAACAACACUUUUCCGUCAAUAAUGCGGAUCUCGAGGAAUUGAUGCGCGAGGGACGUACAAACGUGUUUUUAGUAGGAGAUUUCAAUUCCGCCCCAGACUCCAUGGUUUACGAAUAUUUAGACAAAGGUUAUCUUGCCAUCGGAGAGGAUUAUAGAAUUCCGUUCGAUUACGGGCAAGCAAAUGAUACAGUCAUUAAGACAGGGCUAUUACAAUUCUGCUCAUCGUACAAAUCAUUUGUCAAUUCACCUGGAUUUAUAGAGAGCAAACAUAGUCAAGCUUUCGAAAGACUGAUUGAUUAUAUUUGGAUCAACAAAUAUAGCAAGAACUUGAAACUUUCGAAAGUUCUUGGGGACUUGAACCCCAAAAUUCCGAGCGAUCUUCUUCAGUUCCCAAACAGAUGCUAUCCAAGUGAUCACCUUCCCCUUCUGGCUCAGUUCGAAAUCCAAUAA